GGAGUACGGGAUGACGAAAAGACCGUCAAAAACUAUUUUUCAGGUAUUUGCCUCUCGCUUACUCCCAGAGCUGAAAAAAUUUUUUGUCAAUCUGAGUGCUAGUAAAUUGUACAUUGUGGGCUUUAAAUUAAAUACUCUAUUCUGAAAUAUGAAUAUAAAUACGCCACUCAAAUAUAGAGUGCCCAGCUCAGUGUGUUUUUUUUUACCUUUUUCACGAUAACACUUUUAUCGUACCGAAUAAUACAAUGCGAAUGCAAAUAAGGGAACCAAAGACAAUUAAAUAAGAUUUCAAGAAGCCAAUAAAUUCCAGAAAAUUAACCAUACAACCGGAACAUUAAAUCACUUAUCCAAGCACCGAUUCCGGAUUUUUUAAAAUUUACCAUUACUAAUGAGGGAGGAGACCCUUGAAAAUAAAGUCUACAUAAAUUGUCAAUGUCACAUCAAAAAGAAAUAAAUAUCAGCCUUUGUUGCACCCUUUGAAGGUUACCCCAACUUUCGAUGUACAGUGAUGGUCUUGGUGAGCAACGAAUGGCCAAAUAAGGAUGACGAGCAGAAGCCAGAUGCCUCAUCAACGACGCCAGCGCCAUCAGUAAUCGAAGUAAACGAGGUGAUUGCUGUCGCAGCUACACCCACAAGUGAUAUUCUUGAAACAAGUAGAGCUACAAUCAGCGUUGUAGCAGCAGCGAUUGGAAAGCGUAAAAGAGCUCAGCAACCCAGUAUCAUGGAUACAUUAAAUAUAAAAACUCCUGAGCAGGAUCAGUUAUUUCAAAUAAUGGAGAAUAAGUACGAAAUCGAAACUGCAUUCAGCAACAAAGCCAAUGCCAAUGAAAGCCAUGGACACAACGACAUUCAAGUCUGCGAUUCAAAUACUAACACUUUACAAAAUACUAGUAGCCAAGAUGCUCAACGAUCUCUUCAGCUUUCCCCAGUCGUUUCGCCACAUCUGCUCAGCUCUGUGAAUGCAAAUACGUCCAUGAUAGGAUCUCCGGGGGCGAGCAACCUUUUUGGUUCAAUGGGCGGACUUAGUAAUUGUGCCAUAAAUCGAGAGCCACCAUCGAACUGUGGUUCGUUUAUAGUUGCCCCCUCACCAUCUGCAGUCAUUUCCGAUCUAAAUAUAGACUCUGAAAUUCCUUCUUCUGCAGCCUCAGGUGAUGCAAAAAUUGUCCUGCAAUGUGAAGCCAAAUCGCAUAAAUUUGAGACGCGUUCCAUACCUUUACAACCAAAUCAGGAGUGCAAGGUAGGGCGCCUCAUAGCAAAAAGCAAGGCCAGUGAAGGAAACGCUAUAUUCGACUGCAAGGUUUUGUCACGAAACCACGCUAUGCUUUGGUACACUGCCGAUGGUCGAUUUUGGGUAAAGGAUACAAAGUCGAGUAAUGGUACUUUUAUCAACGACAACAAGUUGGGCAAUGACCCAGCUGAAUUACACUACGGAGAUAUCGUUAAGUUCGGCGUAGAGGUAAUCGAAAACUCACGACAGGAGGUUCACGGUUGUAUUAUUGCCCGUGUGACCUUGUUUUUGCCAGACGGAAGGGAAGCCAUUUCGUUUGAAUCAGACCAGCUUCAAUUGACGGGGCCAAAUCGUAUUAGCCUCGAUGAGAUUCAACGCCUUAAUUCAUUUCUUCAGGAGGCCGCGCAGAGAGAAAAAACUUUGAAGGCCAAACUGAGCAGCUUGCAAGGCGUUCUUGACUCUACCCGAAAGAACUCUGCCAUGUGUUGGCAGAGUAUGAUUACAGAAGACCAGUUGCUUCAUAAAAUUAAUUUGCUAGAAAAGAAGUUACAGGUAAUGGAAAAAAACGUGCCGGAGAAUGCUUUGCGUAACGAGGUUGUUAAAUUACUUGAGGACAAGACAACAUACCAAUUAACCGCUAAAGAGGCUCUAAGAAAAGUUUAUCAGGAGCGCUGCGAUGCUAUGCAAAUGCUAUCCAAAAUGGAAAUGGCUUACACUACUUCAGAAAACGAGUGCGGAAUACUACGUGCACAGAUUCUUACAUCGAAACAGACCAUGCAGGACUUUAAUGUUCGGCUUGAGCAGCUUCAGCAGGAAUAUGUGGAAUAUAAACAGGAAUCUUUGCGCCAACAGCAUAAUGCUAAGGAACAGGAAGAAACCCGUUUUGAGAUGCUCAAAAAUAAGAUGGUAGAACAAGAACGGCAAAAGGAAGAAUUAUGUCAGCAGAUCACGCGACUACAUCAAGCUAUUGCCGAACAUGACAACGAACAGAAGCAACAGGAGAAAAAUGUUCUGGAGCAACUGGAUGCAGUUAUACUUGCUGAUGAUGAGCUCGGUGAUGAUGAAUUAAUCGAUGAGAAUGAUAAUCCAGAGAAUUCUUUUAAAAUGUCAAUGGCAGCACAUGAUUAUAAUAAAACAUCUAUUGACGCUCAGGAAAGUAAAAUAAAGGAACUCAAAAAAAACGAAACCCGCAAAUCUAGCGUGAUGAAAUUGUUAAAGAACUCGGAUCUUAGCAAGGGGGAAGGUAGUACCGCUGUCCUUAAAGCAAUUUUUGACGCUGAAGAUGACUUAGAGGUGGACGCUAAAAACAUAAAAGGACAAGAUGAAUUUCAUGCAUCGGAAAUUUUAUUUGAGCCCAAUGCAGGCUUAUUAAUUGAUUCAGCGGCAGUUACUAACGAUGAAUUUACUCACAAUCCAUCAAACUACAUAGGGCUCAAUAGUGUUGAUGAAUCAAAAGAGGAUAAACUGAGCCCCAUUGUUAAAAAUUUAUCGACUCAAAAUACCCUCGUAAGCGAAGAGGAUAAAGUAUGUAUUUCGCCUGGACUUCCCACCGAUCAGGCCCUUGAAAUGCUCCAGGAAGAAUGCGAAGCCUACAAGCAGAAAACAGUUCUGCUGACGGACGAUAUUUGCUUUAUGCACGACCAAAUUGAGCAACUUAAAACCAUGCUGGAAAAUGAGAUUAAAAAAAAUUCCGAUAGAGACUCAACACUGAACUUGAAUAAUAUUCAUAGACGCUCACCUAGCCAACAAGACAACAAUGUAGAAGGAACUGAACAGAAUUGGUAUGAAGAAACCACGGGCAUAAUCAAUCCUCAGGAAGAUAGAGAAGAGGAGCUGGUAGUUUACAAGGAAAAACUAGAAGAGUCGGAAACUAGCAAUAUGCAGCUUCGCAAAGAAAUAUUACAGCUCCGACUUAAACUAAUUCCUCACGGGAACCAAGUGCUAAUGCAUAGAAUCCUGCCGAUUGGCUGUGUAGCUUUUGCUGCACUUCUAUACUUUAUUUUCAAUCGUAUUUAAUCAACUCGAAAUAUUAUAUAUAGUUCUGGGAUGUUGAUUUCGAUGCAACAUAAAGUUUUCGUAAAUUAUGUUAAUGAUGUGAUUUUAUGAGAAGUACACGCCGGGGUAAAAGCAUUUUAAGUUACUAUAAAAAGGAUCGUUAAUAUCGAUCUGCAAUCCAAUUUUGUUAAUUUUUUUUCCAAUUUACUUCGAGCGCAAAAUUAAAAGUCGUACAUUUUGGCUGAUUGGCUAAAACAAAGAGUUAAACAAGAGGAAAAGACAUGUUAAAUAUGAAUCAGAUUCAUUAUCAAAAUCUGAUAUAUUUCCUCCUAAAGAUAAACAAAUCCAACGUUACAAAAAAAAAGCACAUAACGACUAAAAAAAUGGUAUUGGAUUAUUGUCAUAAGCUUCAAUAAAAAAAUAAAAAAAAAUUGAUUUAAUAAAAUA
Molecule: messenger RNA, 3670 nt
Organism: Drosophila bipectinata
Lineage: Eukaryota; Metazoa; Arthropoda; Insecta; Diptera; Drosophilidae
Gene: Slmap
Product: Sarcolemma associated protein
Molecular function (GO): protein binding
Source: RefSeq, a predicted model, not a curated record